Molecule: messenger RNA, 426 nt
Organism: Phytophthora infestans T30-4
Lineage: Eukaryota; Oomycota; Peronosporomycetes; Peronosporales; Peronosporaceae
Exons: 2
Coding region: 1-426 (141 amino acids)
Source: RefSeq, a predicted model, not a curated record
AUGUCGACUAAGAAGACGCUGACGCUGACACGGGUGAAGGACCUGAGCCCGACGCUGAGCAAUAAGGAGGUGCAUGUGAAGGUGAUUGUGCUGGAGUGCAAUGCCAAGGACGAGGGAAAUACUAGCAAUAACGCGACGAUGAUAGUGGGCGAUGACUCCAGCUGUGUGAGCCUUGUGCUGCCCAAGACGGUAGCGCUGCACGUGCGGCUUGGCGACAUACUGCAAUUGACCGCCACGCAGGUGGUGCUCAAGAGCAACCGCAUUUAUUUAUGGGGCUGUAAGGUGGAGCGCGUGGGCGAGUUCCUGCUGCUCUUCAAGGAGAGCAACAACAUCAGCAACAUCACAUGGGUCAAGGAUCCCAAGAACCCCGACGUACUGGUGCGACGCAACCCCGCCAAAAGACCCAAGCCACAGCCUGCAAAAUGA